AUGUUACCCGGUGCUUCUCGACACCAUGGCAAUACUACAGGAGCACGCAACAAUAGCAACAAACCUAAACGACCCACGAUACCAACAACAACAUCAUCCUCAUCACAUGCAAGUGGUCGACCUGUAGAAGAUCCAACAACCUUUGGCCGUCAGGUGCCUUUCCACUGUCAACCAUCACCACCUACAUUGAGUGGAUCCGUCUCUUCAACAACAUUAAGCGGUGGUGGUGGUGGUGGUGGUGGUGGCAGUAGCAACAACAACAAUACCAGAGGACAUCAUCGAAGUGCUUCAGGAAGUGAUUAUGAUAGUGGAACCUCUUCAUUGCAUCAUCAUCAUCAUCAUCCAUCGUAUGAUUCCAAUAUUCCAACAAAGGACAAAAAGAAGACUUUAUUUCGCUUUGGAAGAAAGAAAGGUCCACCAACAACUCUAUCACAAUCACCCUCCACCACUACUUUGCAUGGCAGCAGUACAGCUACUCCACGACAUCGACAUAAGCGAUCCUAUGACUUUGAUUAUCGACAACCCCAUCCAUUAGAUAAUACGUCCAACUUUGAUGAUCGAUCCAUUUAUCACACUGUUCAUGGCAGCAUAUCGUCUGGCGGCAGUAGUAAUCCAUUCUGUCAUCGUAAAUCACCAUCGUAUGGGUAUCGGAAGGGCAAGGAUCGUGAACGAUCGGAUGGCAGCGUUUCCAGUUUUACCAAAAGUACACGCUCUGACAGUGGAUUCAAAUCAAAGGCAUGUGUCCCUCGCGCGUCGAAAGCAAUAACCAAAGGCUAA
Molecule: messenger RNA, 777 nt
Organism: Lichtheimia ornata
Lineage: Eukaryota; Fungi; Mucoromycota; Mucoromycetes; Mucorales; Lichtheimiaceae
Exons: 3
Coding region: 1-777 (258 amino acids)
Source: RefSeq, a predicted model, not a curated record